GAGGCUCAUGCUCUGAACGCCCCACGCAUGCGAGGGACAGCUCUGCUAUAGCAAAAAGGUCUCAAAUUCAGCUGCUGCUAGGAAAGAAUUGGUGUGCGAGGAUUCAUCCGCUGAUGCUUGGAUACAUGGAAAAGAUAAAUGACGGUGAGGGCCACCCCAGCAGCAGCCACCAAGCCUUGAAAGGAACCUCGAAAUGGGCCACGUCACUGGAGAACCUCCUGGAAGACCCGGAAGGAGUGAAACGGUUUAGGGAAUUUUUAAAGAAAGAAUUUAGUGAAGAAAAUGUUUUGUUCUGGUUAGCAUGUGAAGAAUUUAAGAAAACACAGGGAAAAAAGCAGAUGCAGGAAAAAGCUAAAGAGAUUUACAUGACUUUCCUGUCCAGUAAAGCUUCCUCCCAAGUCAAUGUUGAAGGGCAGUCCCGUUUGAGUGAGACCAUCCUGGACACACCUCACCCUCUCAUGUUUCAGAAGCUCCAGGACCAGAUAUUCAACCUCAUGAAAUACGACAGCUACAGCCGCUUCCUGAAGUCAGACAUAUUCCUAAACCACAAGAAGAGUGAGGAGCAGGAGGAGAACUCACCAGAGGCUCAGACUGCAGCUAAAAGAGCAUCGAGAAUUUACAAUACAUGAGACACAAUGGACCUCUUCAGGAGAGGCAAUACAAUAAGGAAAUUACACUCAGGAACAAUCUAGGUUUAUAGCAGUUGCAUUUAGGGCUUGGAAAGCUCAAAACCUUUUUAGGAGAUACUUACCUUCCUAAUUGCUUGAAUGACUAAUUGUUUUUGCAUGAUAGCUAUUAACCAAGCACCCAUGGAAGGGCUGUUUCCCAGCUAAAAGGCCGAGGUAUUCCUCCACUGCAUGAAUUUCCUUUCGUAUUUCACAAGUUAAAAUGCUUUCAGUUCUUGUAUUUUCUUUUGUGAGGCAUCUUGGUGAUGAGAAAUGAGAGACAGUGUGCUUGGGUUUUUAUUUUUGCCUUGUACUUUUUAUUUGGGACUAGCUUUUCCAUCCUGAACUGCUGGGAGAAGCAGUUGAGGAGUACAUUUCACAUUAGUUUGUGGGUGAGUCAUUCAUAGCAAAUUUAGUCAUAAAGGGACAGCAUCUUUCAGGGUUAAGCUCAGUAGAAUCCAGUCUCUUCCUGUGAGAUUUUGUUCUUUCGGGGUGAUGUCUGUUUUGCUUUGCCUUUAUUGCUGCAUCAAAACACCUCCCUUAGUCAUGAUUUUCAUUUUUGUAUCUCCUAAAUUCCCCCACCACCCCCUCCUUUUUUUUUUUUUUUUUGCAUUAGACAA
Molecule: messenger RNA, 1285 nt
Organism: Prinia subflava (tawny-flanked prinia)
Lineage: Eukaryota; Metazoa; Chordata; Aves; Passeriformes; Cisticolidae
Gene: RGS10
Product: regulator of G protein signaling 10
Exons: 5
Coding region: 114-629 (171 amino acids)
Biological process (GO): regulation of G protein-coupled receptor signaling pathway
Cellular component (GO): nucleus; cytoplasm; plasma membrane
Molecular function (GO): G-protein alpha-subunit binding; GTPase activator activity
Source: RefSeq, a predicted model, not a curated record